GGUCACGAACUAUGACCUUUCAGCUUGUCUGUCUGCAGAAAUCAACAUUUUCACAGGCGAAUUCGUGCUACAGAAAGUGGGAGGAUGGCCUCCAUUGAGGACCUACAAGAGGCAGCCAGCACUGCCACACCAGUAAAUAUGGUUGUCCCAACAUGUUCUACUCCUGUAACCAUGGUCAUCCCAGCAUCCUCUCCACCAAUUAACAUGGCAGUCCCACAAUGCAACACUGCAGUGAACAUAUCAGUCCCAGCAGGAACUACAGGAGCACAGGAGGAUAUACAACCACAUAUCAUCACAGUGCAGCAUCCUGGGACCCCUGGAGAGCAAGUGACAUCUGAAGGAGGAGCAGAUAAUAAGCCCAACGUUAUCCACGUUAAUCUUGCUCAGAGUUCUGGCGUGUCAGUCGAUGGCUCAAUGCAGAAUCAGAAUGUUCAGACUUUUACACUGGCUCCAGGGAAUAUAAGCAGUAUCCCAUUCCCAAUAUCCAUCUCUCAAGCAGGUGUCCAGGGAGGGAGCAGUACGCCUGUGAUGUCAUCAAGCUCCCAGCAACAACAGAUCAUUAUGACUCAGCUGAAUCCAGAUGUAGCUGCCAGGUUGAAGCAGGGGUCAACCAUGCGUGUAGCAGGCCUAGGGGAAUCGACCAAUACGCAAAUAGGAGAGGCCCAACUGGCUCAGAUAGCUCAGCUUUCUGCUGCUGGACUGACUGGGGGAAACAUUGACUGGGCAGCUAAAAUUAGGGAGAUGCAACAACAGGGAAGAAUAACAAUAGGUGGCAUUGAUGGUUCAGCUGCCCAGGACUUCAUCACACAGAAACAGGCAUUUGAGCAAAAGAUUGAACCCUGUGUGGUCUGUGGAGAUCGAGCAUCUGGCCGUCAUUAUGGAGCUGUUAGCUGUGAGGGUUGCAAGGGCUUCUUCAAGAGGAGCAUACGUAAGCAGCUGGGGUAUGCCUGCAGGGGUAACAAGGAGUGUCCUAUAACAAAGCAUCAUCGCAAUAGAUGUCAGUACUGCAGGCUACAGAAGUGCCUCACAAUGGGAAUGAGAGCUGAAUUUUCCAAUCUUGCAGCUGUGCAGUCUGAGAGGAAGCCUCCUGAGCCCAAAGACAGGCUCCUCAUUCCUGGAGCCGCCAAUGUGGCCACAUCCACACAAAAGAUCUACAUACGGAAAGACUUUGCGAGUCCUUCAACUGCCAUGACAACUUUUGGCAAAGAGAAAGGUGAGAGUUUGCUGGCAAACCUACAAGAGAGGGUCGUUCAUACGGACCAUGGUUCUGUUCUCUUAACAUCUCAGCAACAUCAACAGCACAUGAUCCAACAGCAGCAACAGCCGCCACAACAACAACAGCAGCAACAACAGGGCACACCUAUAUCAAAUGCAG
Messenger RNA from Owenia fusiformis, 1375 nucleotides. The record is from the annotation of a GenBank genome assembly. NCBI's taxonomy places the organism in Eukaryota, Metazoa, Annelida, Polychaeta, Sabellida, Oweniidae.